This is a messenger RNA of Andrographis paniculata, 2534 nucleotides long. RefSeq lists its product as uncharacterized. Gene Ontology annotation, cellular component: nucleolus; small-subunit processome; 90S preribosome. Bases 225 to 2336 code for a protein of 703 amino acids. Gene Ontology annotation, biological process: maturation of SSU-rRNA from tricistronic rRNA transcript (SSU-rRNA, 5.8S rRNA, LSU-rRNA). The transcript has 16 exons. The record is from RefSeq and is a predicted model, not a curated record. Gene Ontology annotation, molecular function: protein binding. NCBI's taxonomy places the organism in Eukaryota, Viridiplantae, Streptophyta, Magnoliopsida, Lamiales, Acanthaceae.
UAGGGUUUUGCGUUUAUGGACGAUUCCAGUUAGGGCGUUUUCGAUAAAUACAGUUGUGAAGUAUUUUCGCUGUUCCAAUCUCAAUUUGGGAGCGUUUUUUGUUGUUUAGAAUCAUUCAUUGGUACCGCCGGCGGCGGCUCUAUAGGGACUGCGCCGGAGCCGGUGCUUUUAUAGGGAGUAGUUGAGUUCGAGUGGAAUUUUGUGUCCAAUUAGGCGCGGGGACGAUGGCGUAUCAAGGAGGGAAUAUGAAGUCGACGUCGAUAAAUGGCGUCAAAUUGUAUACCGUUGCUAGUCAGAACCGUUCUACAGCGACAUGGGCUCUUCCUCCUAAGAAACUUAGAGCACUGCGCAAAAAUCCAGAUUAUUUGCAGAGGUUGGAAUUGAUUCAGGAUUUGAGGUUAGAAACUGCAACCACAAGGAUUAAGGUGACCCCUGAUGGGAAGUAUGUUAUAGCCUCAGGAAUUUAUCCUCCACAAGUUAAAGUAUACGAGCUGAGCGAAUUGUCACUAAAGUUCGAGAGGCAUUUGAUUUCAGAAAUUGUUAAUUUCCAGGUUUUGGAUGAUGAUUAUUCGAAGAUGGCAUUUCUUUGUGCCGAUCGGUCUGUUUGUCUUCAUGCAAAAUAUGGGAGUCACUACAGCUUGAGGAUCCCAAGAAUGGGGAGAGAUAUUGCAUAUGACAGCUGGUCUUGCGACAUAAUUUGUGCUGCUUCGUCUCCAGACCUAUAUAGGAUAAAUUUGGAGCAGGGACGUUUUCUAGCUUCUCUCAGCACUCAAUCACCUGCUCUGAAUGUAGUUUCUCGAAGCAAAGUCCAUGGAUUGGUUGCUGGUGGGGGCGAAGAUGGAGCUGUGGAAUGUUUUGAUAUGAGAACAAGGUCUUCGGUGGGUAGACUAGAUGCUAUUGCACCCUCUGGUCAUGCUGAUGGGGAGGUGACGGCAAUUGAGUUUGAUGGAGAUGGAGGCUAUCUCAUGGCCGUUGGAAGCAGCAGAGGGAAGGUUCUAAUUUAUGAUCUCCGUUCCUCUAAUCCUUUGCGAGUGAAAGAUCACAUGUAUGGGAGCCCAAUUCUGAACAUUAAGUGGCAUAAGACACUAAACUCCGAGCAGCCCAAAUUAGUCACUACCGAUCAACACAUUGUUAGGAUUUGGGACCCUCAGACGGGGGAUGGAAUGACUAGCAUUGAACCGGCUGCCGGCAAAAUUAACGACACGUGCAUCUUCAAAGAUAGUGGUUUGAUUUUGUUGGCGUUGGAGAGCAGCCAAAUACCUUCUUAUUUCAUUCCGGCACUGGGACCUGCCCCAAAGUGGUGUUCUUAUUUAGAGAACAUGACCGAAGAGCUGGAGGAGGGUGGACAGACAACUAUAUACGACGAUUACAAGUUCUUGACAAGAGAGGACCUUGCAAGAUUGAAUUUAACUAAUUUAAUCGGAACCGAUAAGCUGAGGGCCUAUAUGCACGGUUUCUUUAUUGAUUACCGAUUGUAUAAAAUGGCUCAAAGUCGGGCUGAACCUUUCGCUUACGAGUCUUAUAUAGAAAAGCGAAAGCAGGAAAAAAUGGAAGCCGAGCGUGCCUCCAGAAUUACGAUUAAAAGGAAGCUGCCCAAAGUUAAUCGGACUUUGGCAUCCCGGCUUCUUGAGGAGGAGGAAGAGCAAAAUGAUAACAAGGGUACAGAUGACGGCGCCGAACCUCCGAAAAAGUCUGAUGCUAAGAAAACAAAGAAGAAGAAAGCUCUCACUAGUGAAGUACUCAAAGAUGAUAGAUUUACAUCCAUGUUUGAAAAUAAGGACUUUGAGGUUGACGAAUUCUCUCAAGAAUACCGCGCACUGCACCCUAUGGCGAAGAAUCCUACUUUGCUCGAGGAACACUUCAAAACCGUCCCGGAUGACGACGAGCUUGCUGCUAGCGACUCCGAUGGAUUUUCGGGAAGCGAACCAUCCGACAACGAACACGAGCGAACAAACGACAAAUCAAAGAACGCCCGCGCUCCCAGAUUUUACGAAGUGAAAGACGAUCGCCAUGCUGAUGCAUUCUGGAACAGCAAAUCCUUCGCGGAGGAAGAGUCGCUCCCGUUGGGGGAACGAGCUGCUCUGAGGAAAUUGCGCGAAAAUUCGAAGGAUACGGUGAAACACGGGCAGGGCGGGUCUCGGGAAAUCUCUUUUAAUCCGAAAAGCUUUGCGAAACGCAAGGAGUACGACGAUGACGGCAGCGAUGGUAAUGAACGUUCGGGAAAGAGGAGAGGCGUACAGUCGUUGAAGCUUCCCGGUAUUUCGGGUCGAGGGCGAGGGCGAGGAGGUAGACGAGGCGGCUUUCGCGGACGCAGCCGGGGGCGUGGCCGCCGGUAGAAAUCCGGUGACCGGAAUAGUAAUUUGAAUGAGGUAUUUUGUGAGAUGAAUUAUUUUAGCUUAUAGAGAAUCUUAAUAUUGAAUAGUAAAAAUUUUGAGGAAAAAUGUAUUAGAUGAGAUUUUUGUAAAAGAAAAUAUUUGAGAUUAUGCUAUAUUAUUAUUAUUCUAAUGUAAUAUUUUCAAAAAUUUAUUUUGUAA